AAGCAAAAAAAGAGAGGCGGGGUGCCUGUUUCCAGACCCAUUUAGUUUAAUCGCUGCCUGACUGCGCUACCUUCCCGAGCCUCCCCGAGGGAAGGGAACUAUAGGGGGCAGAAGGCGACGAUGAAGGUAACCGCUCUUGACUCCCGGCAGCUCAAGCAGCUUCUGCGGAAGGAGCCCGCCGGCUGCCUGGUCUUGGAUUGCAGACCGUACCUCUCCUACUCGGCCUCCUGCCUCCGCGGAUCGCUCAACGUGAACCUCAACUCGGUGGUGAUCCGCCGCGCCCACGGGCGGCCCGUGCCCUUACACUUCGUGGUGCCCGACGAAGCGGCCCGAGGGCGGCUGCUCCUGCCUGGGGCUUGCCCGGAGGAGGAGGAGGAGGAGGAAAGGGAAGGGGACGAUGCGGUGCCUUCCCGGCGGCUGCUGACGGCCGUAGUCGUCCUGGAUCAAAACACCCGGCACUGGCGGAAGCUGAAGAAGGAGAGCACGGCGCAGAUCGUGCUGAACACGCUGCUGGCCAGCCUGCCGGAGACCGGAGCGAGGGUCUGCUUCCUGAGAGGAGGCUACGAAACCUUUUAUUUGCAGUAUCCUGAGUUUUGCAUAGAUGUAAAACCCAUAUCCCAAGAGAGACCUGAAACGGAGAGAAGCACCAGCAGCCUCUAUGAGAAGCCGUGCAUCCACCACAAACCAGCAUACGAUCAGGGUGGCCCAGUGGAGAUCCUUCCUUUCCUGUACCUUGGCAGUGCCUACCAUGCUUCCAAGUGCGAGUCCCUAGCCAAUCUGAACAUCACGGCACUCCUGAACGUCUCCAGGAAGAGCUCCGAGCCCUUUACAGAUCAAUACUGCUAUAAAUGGAUUCCGGUGGAAGACAAUCACACAGCAGACAUCAGCUCACACUUCCAGGAAGCAAUAGAAUUUAUUGAUUGCACCAGGCGGGCAGGGGGUAAGAUCUUGGUGCAUUGUGAAGCUGGAAUUUCCCGCUCUCCCACUAUCUGUAUGGCGUAUCUGAUGAAAAUGAGAAAGUUCCGCCUGGAGGAGGCUUUUGAUUACAUCAAGCAACGUAGGAGUCUGAUCUCACCAAACUUUGGCUUCAUGGGCCAGCUGCUACAGUAUGAGUCAGAAAUAUUGUCCUCGGCUCCCAGCCCUCCUGUUGCCUCUUGCAAAAGGGAUGCUGUGUCUUUCUUCACUGAAGAGCUGGCUUUGGGCAAAAGCUUCGAAGGCUCCUGUUUUGCUUUUCCUACCUCAGUUUUGAAUUCCGUGCCCAUUCACUCACCUGUCCACCAGCUAAAUAUUGCUGCGUCUUCAUCCUGCUGGACCCUCCUGGGAACAAGAGACAAUACAGUCCCAUGAGCCCCCCAGAGACUACAGUAUAAUGAUACAUUUCACCUACAUGCAAUACAGAGGACCUCAUGAAUUUCACCUGGAACUGGACACUUGAGGGGCUGUCUACACCAGGAAGGGGGGGAAAGUCAUUUUACAUUGAGAUGGAGUCUUUGUUCAGUGCAUUUAAGUUUGGGGGAUAGCUACGCCGUUUCAGGUUGUUAACUUGUGCUGAGUCUAGCCAACUCCUGCUAUAGCUCAAAUUGUCCUAGACUUGUGCUUUGAACUAGAAGAUAAUUCUUCCUCUUCCCAGAAGUAGAUGCCCUUCAUUAUGGCUGAGAACAUAAGUGUAUGGACACUGGCUAGAUCAGGCUUUCAAAAGAAUGAAUGUUUUUUGAAAAAGAAAAGUUGUGCACUGUUUAA
Molecule: messenger RNA, 1740 nt
Organism: Lacerta agilis (Sand lizard)
Lineage: Eukaryota; Metazoa; Chordata; Lepidosauria; Squamata; Lacertidae
Gene: DUSP5
Product: dual specificity phosphatase 5
Exons: 4
Coding region: 121-1347 (408 amino acids)
Biological process (GO): negative regulation of MAPK cascade; protein dephosphorylation; endoderm formation
Cellular component (GO): nucleus; cytoplasm
Molecular function (GO): protein tyrosine/threonine phosphatase activity; MAP kinase tyrosine/serine/threonine phosphatase activity
Source: RefSeq, a predicted model, not a curated record